AUGUCUGACGCAGGUCAACAAUCACCCAAUGGGGCCGGCGAUAUACCUGCAACGCCAGCGAAUAAUGAACACCUCAACAUCAAAGUUACAGAUGGAAAUAAUGAAGUGUUUUUCAAAAUCAAGCGGAGCACCAAAUUGGAGAAACUCAUGAAAGCCUUCUGCGAAAGGCAAGGCAAAGACCCACGCACAGCCAGGUUUCUGUUCGAGGGUAGUCGAGUGCAGGCAACAGACACUCCAGAGCAACUCGAAAUGGCAGAUGGCGAUUCCAUCGAGGUACAUCAAGAACAGAUUGGUGGUCGGGCUUAA
This is a messenger RNA of Rhinocladiella mackenziei CBS 650.93, 306 nucleotides long. RefSeq lists its product as uncharacterized. Lineage: Eukaryota; Fungi; Ascomycota; Eurotiomycetes; Chaetothyriales; Herpotrichiellaceae. Gene Ontology annotation, molecular function: protein tag activity; ubiquitin-like protein ligase binding. Gene Ontology annotation, biological process: protein sumoylation. The coding region runs from base 1 to 306 and encodes 101 amino acids. Gene Ontology annotation, cellular component: septin ring; nucleus. The transcript is spliced from 2 exons. The record is from RefSeq and is a predicted model, not a curated record.